AUGAAUGAAGAGCCCACACAUGACAAACUUUUAGCUCAUGUCACCAAGCAAUCUUCCCUACAACCUGGGGAGCUACAACAUGACAUGUCAGACAAGUUAGCUUUGGUUCCUGCAACCAAACAUUGCAAAGGCAAACAAGAAGCUAAGAACCACGAGAUCGUCAUAGAUGGAGUGUGGUAUAAAGCAUGUGCAACCACUAUUGCCUAUGCUAGAAAUCACAACAUAUUGGAAAGUCAAGGUUGUACACUUCUUGGAAAUAUAGUCAAGGACAAGAAGAAACUUCUUUGUCCAUCCAAUCAAGUCAAGCUGAGAUUGCUACACACUACUUCACCAAAGUGUAUGUUGAAUGGAACCUCAAUUGAUUUCUUAUCUAAGGAGCAGCCAACUGUUGAGACUGCUACUUAUGAUUCUGAGCCUGUAGCCACUCAAACCUGUGCCAAACAGAUCAUGGAUCUCCAACAAACCUUGAGGUACCUUGGUGUGUCGAUCAGAGGUCAAAGCUACAUGUCUGGUGACAAUGAAUCUGUCAUGAACAGUUCUUCCCUACCUGAAGCGAAGCUACACAAUCAAGAUGUUGCAUUGUCAUUCCACCGUGUGAGAGAAGCAGUAGCAGCUAACAUGCUAUCUAUUGUCCACAUUGACAGUGCUCUCAACCCAGCUGAUAUCCUCAGCAAACAUUGGGGUCAUCAGCAAAUCUGGACACUUCUACCAACUUUAAUGUUCUGGUCUGGAGAUACUGCUGAUCAAGAGGACUAG
Messenger RNA from Cylindrotheca closterium, 756 nucleotides. The record is from the annotation of a GenBank genome assembly. Lineage: Eukaryota; Bacillariophyta; Bacillariophyceae; Bacillariales; Bacillariaceae.